Molecule: messenger RNA, 2379 nt
Organism: Phymastichus coffea
Lineage: Eukaryota; Metazoa; Arthropoda; Insecta; Hymenoptera; Eulophidae
Exons: 7
Coding region: 446-1471 (341 amino acids)
Source: RefSeq, a predicted model, not a curated record
GGAUUCUCCGUCAAGCGUCACGUGUGGCGGAUAGCGAGCUGCGUCGUCGUUUUUCAGAACGAAGCACAGGCGCGUCUCAAGUUUUGGAGAACAAAGGCUUUCUUUGGCUACUCGCAAAGCGAGAGGGAGAGAGAGGCGCUAACCCAGCAACACACAUACACAGCGAGAGAGAGAAAGAGAGAGAGAGUGGCGUCAGCUGAUACAACGCUGUGUUGUAUAUGUGUGCGCGAGUGUGUGGGAGUGACGCGCAUACUAGGCUGGACUUUUAAAUUUAGCAAGGUGCACACGACAUCGAGUCCAGGCGUCGUUUUCAACGGCGCUCGAUAGCUGUACAGACCGAACCACGGGAUGUGCCGCGAAGCAAGCAGCGUGUCAUGGUAAGGCGAGGCUAGCGACAGGCGACGAGGGAAGAAGAAGCAGGAGCGCUGUCCGUUGGUAGGCGAGGAUGGAGCGGCUGUCGAGAUUGCUGGCCAACUACUGGCCGGGUUGCGAGGCGCGCAGACUGGAGGCCGAGCGCAAAGCACGCGAACUGCAGGAGCAGGAGGCGCGCCAGAGGAGACUGAGCCGGUGCCAGUGCGCGCUGGUGAUGGUCGUCAGGCAGUACUACGACGCUCUGGCGACGGCGCUUCGCGGCGAAGAGAAGUGCGUCUCCAGCGUCGUCGUCUUCAACGUCAUAUUCUGGGGAUUCAUGGCUCUCGAAGUGCGAGGCAUCUUAGCGGCCAGCAGUGCCGCUCUUGCCUUGGCCAUCGCUUACGGCCGACUGGAGAACUCCGAUGACCUAGAAUUCACCGCUCGAAUGUCGCAGUCAGCGGCGCAGCUCGAAAAAUUCAUGAAGCACGUCAAAUGGCUGUGGGACUACGUGCGCGAGGUGUACCAGGAGCAGCCACGAGCGUUUUGUGUGAUGCUGCUGUCCCUCGUGUUCGUCACGUGGUUCAUCGCACGCACCCUCGGCAAUAUUCUCUUUGCCUACGUUGUGUGCAUGACGUUCUUAAUCGCACCCACGCUCGUGCAUCGGUUUUACAGUGACGAGCUGUACAGUAAAGAAUGGGAUAGUGAGAUCGAAGAAUUUUUACCAGCGGUAACGGAGGACAAUCUUCAAGUAUUAAAACGAGCUGGUGAAACAGGUGAUCAUUCGCCAACACCACCGAGUUCAGGCUCUGAACCGUCUCCUGCAUAUCACUUCGACGAGGAACUCGUAGGCUUGAGAAUGCCAGCACAUGAUGACGGCAGUAUAGACGGCCUGGAAUUAUCGGAAUUGGAGUUAAGCAGCGUUGACACCGAUAUCGACGGUAUCCGAUUUAAAAGCGGUCCUUUCCAACGUGAGAGCAGCAGUUCCUCAUCGGAUGAUGAAGUUGAUCUUCGAAUAAAUCCAAAAAAACUCGCUGAGAUCGUCGAUACCGGCGAGGAUAGCGAAGAAAGCGAGUUCGAGAUCAUCGACAGUCGUGAAUUAGCCAACAUCAAGAACGUAUGAUGAAAUGUUGGCCGAUGAACGCUGUGCUGCGAACACAUCGUGAGAUUCAAUCAAUAAUAAUUGUUGUUCCGGCACUAUCAAUGGAGAGCGCGCGAGUCUGUGUAUAACAAAACAAAAAAAAGGAAAAAAAAAUUUGUGGGAUUCUAUAAUAGGCCGUCGAUCAAUCUGUGUAAAAUGUACCUGGCUUUGUUCGCCGACGCCUGUAGGUGUCUUUUACUGCUUUUUUUUGUGAAAAAGAGAAAAAGAAAGAAAAAGUCGCGACGUGUCGUGUUUUAUCUCUGCAAAGCACUUACUCUCACCGAUGUGUAUGACGUUCCCAAUUUUCUAUGUCCUCGUCUACCCUUUACUUCUUUCUUACGUAUGUACCUAUCACGUACGUAUGCCUUUAUGAAUGUUUUUUGAUUUUAUCUUUUUUUUCUCAUUAAUUGAUCAUGCGUUUUACGACAAAACUAUGAAAUUUUAUUGUGGAAAGAGUACUACGUUUUUUGAUUGACUUAUUUUCUAGAAUUUAUUAUAUUUAAAAUUAUGAAACGAUUCGAUAUAAUCAACUACGUUUUCUGCGAAGUUAUAACGAUUUUAUUUUAACGCUUAAAUUUUUCAUACAGAAACUUUCGUGUGACGGGGAGCAACAAAACACAUGUUGCUUACUUUCUGCAGCAAGUCUGUAGUACUGAACGCGGAUAGAUCAAAUUUAUUUAUUUAUGUAUAAACAUACAUACCUAUUUAGUUACAUAAGUAGCAUAAUCGUAUUUAAUAUUUUUAAGAUUACAAGAAAAAAACAAUAAACCGUAUGUACAGUUCUGUCGUACACUCGAAUACCAAUGCAAACAGAAAAAAAAACAUUCAACAUAUUUAUGUAACAAGAGUGUGUGUCAUAAAAAUCAACUCAGACAAAUAGGUUCAAGAUC